Scatophagus argus is the source of this 1825-nucleotide messenger RNA. RefSeq names its product matrix metallopeptidase 20a (enamelysin) (gene mmp20a). Gene Ontology annotation, biological process: collagen catabolic process; extracellular matrix organization; proteolysis. Lineage: Eukaryota; Metazoa; Chordata; Actinopteri; Scatophagidae. Gene Ontology annotation, cellular component: extracellular matrix. The transcript has 10 exons. Gene Ontology annotation, molecular function: metalloendopeptidase activity; zinc ion binding. The record is from RefSeq and is a predicted model, not a curated record. Bases 1 to 1422 code for a protein of 473 amino acids.
AUGGAGCUGUUUGGGCUAUGGAUACCUGUUUUGGGCUCUCUGAUGAUGGCAGAAAACCUGAGGACUCUACCCAUUGAUCAGGAUCAGUGGCUGAGGCCUGAGGAUGUGGAGCUGGCUGAGGGCUACCUCAGGAGGUUCUACAACCUGAACCCCAGAGGCAGAGUGUCCAGAAGAAGGAUCAGGUCCACAUCAGCCAUGGAGGAGAAGAUCAGACAGAUGCAAAACUUCUUUGGUCUGAGAGAGACGGGUCGUCUGGACCGUCACACCCUCGAUGUGAUGAGGGAGCCCAGGUGUGGUGUUCCAGAUGUGGAAAACUUCAGCUUUUACCCAGGAAAACCCAAAUGGAAGGACCAUACCAUCACAUACAUGAUUGCUAAAUACACCCCAGACAUGAAGAGAGAGCUUGUGGAAAAGUCAUUCAGUUCAGCCCUGAAGAUGUGGAGUGAUGCAGCACCGCUGAGGUUCAUCAAAGUCAACCAUGGCAAAGCUGAUAUAGUCCUCUCUUUUGCCCGCAGAACUCAUGGAGAUUUCUUUCCUUUUGAUGGACCCCGGGGUGUGCUGGCUCACGCCUUUCAGCCAGGAGACGAUUUAGGAGGAGACGUGCACUUUGAUGAGGAUGAAACAUGGACGACAGGGAGUCAAGGUUACAGUCUGUUUGCUGUUGCAGCUCAUGAGCUUGGCCACUCACUGGGUCUGUCUCACUCCAAAGACCCCUCUGCUAUCAUGUACCCUAAUUACAGGUAUCAAAGCAGUACACAGUACUCUCUAUCCAAAGAUGAUGUACUUGGGAUCCAAGCAUUGUAUGGAAAAGCUACUGGGAAAGUGGAUACACAACCAGUCCCCAAAAAGUGUGACCCCAACUUUUCUUUAGAUGCAGCACUUACGAUCGGAGGCGAGAUUAUUUUAUUUAAAGACAGGCAAGUGUUGAUGAGGACAACAAGGGAAACUUAUGGGAAUCGCCUGAGAGAGAGCCACAGCAGCACAUAUUUACUGAGCGUCAGUUCUCAUGUGGAUGCUGCUUAUGACAUCCCUGCCAAAGGCGUGGCGUACAUAUUCACUGGUCGUAAAUACUGGGUGGUUCAACAGCUUAAGAUGAAAAGUCAUCCUGGCUCCAUCUAUGAGUAUGGCUUCUCCUCCAGAGUCAGGCAGGUUGACGCUGCCGUGCAUGUCAGUGAAUAUGGAAAAACAGUCUUCUUCACAGGAGAGGUUUAUUACAGGUUCGAUGAGCGCAGGAAAAAGAUGGACCCCGGUUUCCCCAGACUCAUCCAAACAGACUGGCCUGGCAUCCCGAAAAGGGUCAACGCUGCCUUCAAGUUAAAUGGUAACAUCUUCCUUUUCAGUGGAGCAAAAUCCUACCAGUAUAACAUCAAACAGAACCGGGUGGCGAAAGUUGUUUCAGCAAAUUCUUGGCUGGGAUGUUGAUGUAGUUAAUACUGUGGUGGGCAAAUCACUGAGAAAACAUCCUCCACACAGCUGAGGAAAGCUGAAAUGAGAAAUGAUGAGAAAAGAGAGGUAAUAGUUGUUUAACUGAUUGAAACCAAUCUUAACUUAACCAAUCAUAUGAUUUUAUGUAUUUGACUUUUAUGGUUUCUAUUUUUUGUAUGUGUGUAUGCAUAUGUAAAUUACAUCUCUGAGUACAAUGGCACUGAUACAUCCUGUGUACAAGAAUGUCAAGUACAUUGGGACUUGUAUGAAUAUUAUGUACAGGGGUGAUCAUUCUUUAAAUAAUGUGGAAUUCAUGAAAUGUUUGUAUUGAGAUGUAUGUUGAAAAUUUGCAAUCAUUUCAGCUUGCAAUGUACAAUUUUACAAUGUUGAACUCAAUACA